Molecule: messenger RNA, 339 nt
Organism: Sphenostylis stenocarpa
Lineage: Eukaryota; Viridiplantae; Streptophyta; Magnoliopsida; Fabales; Fabaceae
Source: the annotation of a GenBank genome assembly
AUGGCUGGAGAUGAGUCCCCAACAACUUCAAUCCCUUGUGCUGGCCAUUCUUUGAUUCCAUGGGGAAAUAAGCUUCUGUCUGUUGCAGGGCAUGCAAAAGAUCCUUCUGAAAGUAUCCAAGAGCAUGAGAAAGUGAAAGUGCUUGAUCUUCAAACCGCUACAUGGUCAACUCUAAAGACUUUUGGGAAAGCUCCGGUAUCACGUGGAGGUCAAUCAGUGACCCUUGUAGGGGGAACCUUGGUAAUUUUUGGUGGGCAAGAUGCAAAGAGGACUCUUUUGAAUGAUCUGCAUAUUCUUGACUUGGAAACCAUGACAUGGGAUGAAAUUGAUGCUGUGUAA